Lymnaea stagnalis (great pond snail) is the source of this 18976-nucleotide messenger RNA. Lineage: Eukaryota; Metazoa; Mollusca; Gastropoda; Lymnaeidae. The record is from the annotation of a GenBank genome assembly.
GAUCAAACAUUGAAGAUGUCUUCUGCUGUGCUAAGCCCGUCCUGUUGUAAUAUACUUAAUCUGAAGGUUUGCUUCAUUCUGCUUGUAAUACUUAAUGCAUCGUCGGGAGCAAUACAACCAAAUAUUGUUUUUAUACUUACGGAUGAUCAAGAUGUGGCCUUGUUUGGCCAGGUAAGUAAAUGUUAAAUCAAUUCAGAAGUGUCUUCUUAAACCUUCAUAAGGCAUAAGGCAGGGCCGUGCCAAAAUGUAGGUGAGGGGGGGGAGGGGGGGUGCUAGCCCCGGGCGUCAGCUUGGAAGGACAGUCAGGGUUAAAAUCGUCUUUAGUUAGGAAGUUAAUAUUGUAUUAAAGGAUAAAAUCCUGGUAAUCCACCACUUGAGACUUGAGCGUCGGCUACGAAAAAUCCAGGGAUUCCGGUUUUGAAGUGCUAUUUAAACUAUUAAUAUUUCGCUAGGAAAUAUCACCAUGGACAGUAGAGAGAGGGUCACUGAGUUUUCGAUAUAGUGAGAGUGGCGGCUGUUUUAUUAUUGAAGUGCCAGACAGAUGUGUGAUCACGUUGCAAGAGUGUAUAGAAAGAUAUAUCCUUCUACUUCUAGACCCACUGAUUGUGAGCGGCCAUUGUGGUGCGUCAACAAACUUUUGUUGAUCAAUUUGUUUAAAUUCUUCUUUUUUAAAAAUUCUGAAAUUGUUUUAAUUUUUAUAUUAAAAAAAAUUUUCCUUGGAGUAUUCCUAUUUUAUAGCCUAUGUGCUGAAAUGAAUAAUUACAAUGUCAUAAAAAUAACAUUUCUUUUUUUUUCCCUUAUAUUUGGGGGCUCACGGUCAGUUUGUUGAUGAUUCUGGCUCCUGGUUUGAAUUCAGAGUUUGCCUUCUCUUAGAUGAGUUGCCGUCCAAGGCAAAGAAGUCCCAUCCACCCAAGGGUGCUUGGGAUAUUGGCUUGGGUCUUGGGUGGGGAUUGAACUCCAGCUAUUUGGUUUGAGUCAGUUUAGACCGCUCGGCCACCCAGCACAUAAUUCUUUAAAUAGCAUUUUAAACCGGAACAAAUUGAUUUUUUUCAUAGCAGAUACCCAAAAUCCCAUGUAAUUUUAAAGACAAGCUUUGCAAAAAAAUCGCUUUUUACUGGUCAGUACCUGGGGGCGCUUUUUUCUAUAUAAUUAAUAAAUAUUAUAGGAAAUCCCUUAUUUUAGUGUAAUAAAUUCAAUAAUUAAAUUUUGUAUUCAUAUAAUCAGCUUAUUUCAUUAUUAAACAUAUUUUUAGUUGAAACUAUGAUCAGUUUUUUUUUAACUUUAUUCAAUUAUGUGUACGCUGCAUUUGUCAGAAAUCAAUUUAUAAACCCUCUCCAAAUACUUUAAGAGACCAUCCUUUUUAAAAAAAACAACUUACCUAGUUACUAGUACAAAAAAGUAUGUGAGUGGGAGGAGGGGCAGGUUGGUUGGGAAGGAUUGAGGUUAUACCAUCAGUUAAUACAUGUACUUCAGACCCCACUGUAAGCUGACGCCUGUGAGUCUGACUUAAGUGUCUAUUUUUCCACCUUACUUUUAUCAUAUGACUAUGGAUUUGGUGAGCAAUAAAUAUAUGUUAUAGUAAAUAUUAAGUGUUUUAAUGUGGUUCUAUCUGAAAAAUAGGAUGCCUAUAAUUUAUUUCAGUAAAAAUAAUAAAUUUCACUAAAAUAAGGGAUUAUUGACUGUUAAUUUAUACUUCAUUCACUCCUUAUCAAUUAUUGUGUCCAAAGAGAUACCUUAAUAUAAUGAAACAAGCACUUUAACAACUUCCAUGUCAAUAUUAUUUUGUUAACCCAUUGACAAUUCACAUGUACUCACUUUUGUGUUCUCACUGACACCAAACACAAUGUCACUCAUCAACCAUCAAGUAAUGGAUCUACCUCAAAAUUUGGCCCAAUUACCAUCAGUUGUUCCCUUACCCAAAAGAAAUAAAGAAAUAACUUCAUGCUACACAAUAUAAUAUCAACAAAUCAAGGUUAUAAAAUAAGUGCCAUAUACAUCACUAAUGAACACUUAUCCAUCAUGUAUUCUGUGACAAAUAUCCACCUUCCAAGAAUUUUUUCUAUUACUUGACAAUUUCUAAAUACACAAAGCUCGUUCAAGUACCAAAACAUUGCUUAUUUCAAUUUAAUCAUAAGCGCUUCCCCCCCCUACCCGUUUUCCACAUUAAUCAAGAGUUGUCAUAAACCUCAUCUACCAAUUUAAACCCAUGGCUUUUGGAUCAACAAUAUCAAAUAAUUUACUACUAUUCAAGUUGACAGCUAAUAAGCCUUGCAUGUGGUGUCUUGUAAGGAUAUUAAAGAAAAAACAUUCAUUGGUGUUGAACAGCAAACUGUUAUCAAGCUCUCAAAUCCUUAACUUUUAAAAAAAAAGCAACAUCUACUUUAAAAAAUAAACAAGGCAGUAUUACUAUUAGCAAUAUGUUUGGUAUCCAAAGCAGAAAUAUUGAAAUAUUGUGAGUUCUUUAUCAUGUGUUGUUUCCGGCAUCUGAAUGACUGUAAGGUUAGGUGUAUGGAAAACAGGUUAUAAGUACAGACAAGUGGGCUAGAGUUCAGAAAAUGAACACCAUUCCCAUCACUUGGGGUAGGUAGGAGGCUUACACGUCCCUUUUUUUUUUUUUUUUUUUUUUUUUUUUUUUUUUAAUACCAAAGAAAGGAUGGUGUGUUUUUUUUCUUCCUUAUAUGAAAUCACAAAGCCCUUGUUAUUUGUUAUGGAGACUAAGCUGAAUCCCAGUCUGCAUACCCUUCCCCCACCCCCUCUACACAGCUGUAAUUUUUAUUUUCCAUUUUAUUAUGAGUCACUAAUUUUUAAAUUGAUUAUAUUUUUAGUACCCUAUGCCAAAAACAAAGCAGCUAAUUGCAGAUUUUGGAAUGACAUUCACAAACAUGGUAAGAAAGAUCAAAUGUUUAUGGAGUUUAAAUUUUGUUAAAAGCAAUUUCUUUUACUGCUUUAAUUGUUAUUUAUACAAAGAACAACUUGGAGCUUUUACUGUUUCCUUAACUUCAAGAUAUGUUACUAUAUAUAUAUAUAUAUAUAUAGCUUACUAUUGGUUUAAUCUAUGUUACACAGUUUGUCACAAGUCCACUGUGCUGUCCCAGUCGAUCCAGCAUUUUAACUGGACAGUUCAUACACAACCACAUGACCACAAAUAACAGCUUAAAUGGAAACUGCAGCAGUCCUGCCUGGCAGAGUGCUGGAGAAAAGAAAACAUUCCCCACUUUCCUGCAAGGCAGCGGUUAUAAAACAUUCUUUGCUGGGAAAUACCUCAAUCAGGUAGCAUCAAAAGUUAGCUGUUACUAAUAUAUUGGUUUGGAACAAAUUUGUCAUUUUCUGCUGGAAAAUAUAUUUUGUAUUUAACUUUUUGUUUGUUUAUUUGUAUAAUUGUUCAUUUAAAAAAAUGGUGAUUAUGUUUUUCCUGUGCCUGAUUCUGUCAUAAUAUGCUGUGAGAAAUAUUUCAACUGUAGGGUUUGCUGUUAUAAAAUGUUUUUGUUGUUGCUCAUCUCAGGGCAAUGUUUGAGUCUUACACCAUGAGUCAGAUUCAUACAACUUUUCAUUGAUGAUAAUCUUAAUGCGCAUUGUGAUCAGGUAUGAGAAUCACUGCAAACAUUUUAAUAAUUUUAAUUGGGAUAUAUAUGUUGAUGUGAAUUGUAAUUUGGUUUCAGUCAAACGGGAGCUUGAAUGUAUAGUGCCAGAAAUGGGGCUGAUUAGAGAGUAUAAACAUAGAGGGCAUAUAUGAUUAGAUUAGAGAGUAUACUAUACCCAUGGCUGUGAUUAGAUUAGAGAGUACGAAAAUAGAGAUUAUAGUUAUUCGAUUACAGAGUAUACCCAUUUAUGGCAGUGAUUAGAGAUUAAUAAUAAUUUGAGACAAAGCUGAAGUAUAUAGUGCAAUUGAACCAGUCAUACAGCGCAGUAACUUUGAGUGUGGACUGCUUCAUUGACAAAUGCUGUUUUGCAGAAGUUAGUGUUACACAAAUGGACUUAAAUGAUAGAGUUGACUGUUGAGCCUUUUAUAUCUUUAGGAGUAAUCAGAUAUAUCAGAACGAGUGUCCUGUGAAGUUAGGGAGAAAAUCAUGUCCUGUUGUCUUUUUGACAUCAACAAAAGUAUGAAUUAAUUAACAGUGAAAUUUUUUCAGACCAGAGAAUUUCUUUGGUUAUUGUGUGCAACUAAAGUCUGCAUAUCUGACUAGAGGUUUUCAUUGAUAAUUGUGUAAACUGACGUCCACUGACAUUGUGUACAAUGAAAAUUGACCAAUUAUUGCGUACAACUCAAGCACAACUGAUUUUCACUGAUUGCUGUGUAGAUGGAAGUCAACUGAUUAUUGUGUGCUACUUAAGUCCACGGUCUAUUGUGUACAGCUGAAUUUCAAUGAUGGUUGUAUAAACGGAAGUACACUGAUAAUUGUGUGCUACUGAAGUCCACUGAUUGUGUGCUACUGAAGUCUCCAGAGAAUCAUCACAUCCUAAACAGUAGAUCUUAAACAUACACAACACAAAACCAAUUAUAUCAUUUACUGCUAUUAAUUGUAGUAUGUCACACAAAUCUAUAUUAUAUUAUGUCAAAUACAUAAUAAUAUGGCGUUGAUAUUUUUUAUUAUUUUAGUACCAUAAAUUGAAAUUCUGUUUUCAGUAUGGUACUCUGCAGGCUGGGGGUGUGGCUCAUGUUCCACCUGGAUGGGAUGAAUGGAAUGGAUUGGUCAGUAGCUUGUCUUGAAUGUCAACGUGUACAUUAUGGGCUCAGUGGGGUUUUUUUUGGACCAAUUGCAAAUAAACUUCUUGGAAUAUUUAUUGUAUAAAUAUGAAAGUUUAAUCUUUAUGUUUGUGGGUGCAGCCUACCUUUGGCAUAGUUUUAAAGAUUAUAUUGUUAUGUCCAUAUAUUCAUAGAUUAAGUUAUACUACCCUGAGUGAUUCCCCUCCUCUGACCGAUAAACGAUCUUGCUGGCUGCCGUCCAUGGUUUGCCUUGUAAAAGUUAUGUGGUGGGGUGGGUGAAUAUACAUUUUUUUGCUGUUCUUUAUUUCAUAAAUGUAUUUUAUUUUAAUGUCAUGAUUAUGUCUCUUUUGAUAAAAAUUUUAUGUACAGCGUGGUGAGCCCAGCCCUAAGCUGGGGUACCGUGCUAUUUAAGACCCCUUAUUAUUAUUAUUAUUAUUCACAGAUUAUGUUGUUAUGUACAUAGAUAUAGAGACUAUUUUUUUGUCCAUAGUUAACGAUAUUGUUUUGGCCCAUAGAUAUACUCUGAUUAUACAGAUUAUGUUGCUUAAGUCCCGAGAUUAUUUUGAUAUCUCUACAGGUAGGCAACUCUGUCUACUACAACUACACGCUGUCUGUCAAUGGCAAGGCAGUCAAGCAUGGGGACAACUAUGCUUCAGACUACCUCACAGAUGUCAUUGUAGGUUCAGUCAACUACCAUCUUCUUACUAUCUCACUGAUGUAACUGUCAGUUAAGUCAACCACCAUCUUCUUACUAUCUCAUUGAUGUAUUUGUAGGAUCAGUCAACUACCAUCUUCUUACUAUCUCACUGAUAUUGCUGUCAGUUCAGAAAAUUUAAUCUUUUUGUUUUCUUACAUUUAAAAAAAUAUAGCUAGAAUACUUAUGACAUGUAUAGUUUUUUUGUAAUUUGUUUGUUUCAAAAACAUUUAAUAUAAAUUGUGGCUAAGCACAAUUCAGUUAUUCUUGUGUAGUAUUUUUAAAUAGGAUAAAAUAAUUUUGUCUAAGUUUUGAAGUUGGCUGUAUUUAACAUGUGAGAGUGUUUGAUUGUGGAUUUCUCAGAUGAAUUAUAAAAAAAACAAAAAAACAAAAAACUUUCAUUACAAUUCUUGAUGACAGCCUUUCAUUAAUUUUGCAUCUGCCAAGAACCACAACUUAUGUUAUACAGCAGAGUUGUGUUCUCAUUAAAUUUUAGCUCCCAUUGUUGUUUCAGAAUUUCAAGACCAAUUUGUUAAGAAUUACUAUUUUUAUUAGUGUUGGGAAAGAGAACAUGCCCCCACCAGUGACAGACUUGCAUCAAAAUUUGUUGUCAUGCCUCAGAAAACCUCUUUUUCUUCUAAGUAACUCUUUGUUGAAAAGGGGAUGAUAAGUCAUUCAUGUAAUUUUGCUAAAUCUAUUUUUUUUUAAAAUCUUAUUUAGACAGAAAUCUGUAUGUGUGAAUUUUUUUUUUAACUCAUCUCAAGCAUAAAAAAGCUCAAAAAUUUUUAUCGGCACAAACUUCAAAGAAGCCAUUUUUUAUGAUGCUGUCAACUCCAGCCUGUCACCAGCCUUUUACCCCUGCACCGCAGUACAUGAAGAAUUUCUCCAGUGUAAAGGCACCCAGGACCAAACACUUCAAUGUCCAUGGCCAGGUGAGUGACCCCAAACACUUUUAUAACAUUGCGCACAAAUUUUACCUCGUUUACUAAACAACCCCUGUAAUGGUUACCUAAGGUAAUAUAAUUUUAAAGAAGAAUAUUAGCAUAAAUUUCCAAGGGGUUAAAACAGCCAAUAAAGCAGGUAUUGUUUUGAUCAGGUUUUUUUAAUGGAAGAAUUAUUUGACUUUAUUUUAUCAUCUACAAUUUUUUUUUUUUUGUGUAAGAGUUGAUUUGCUUAGUUUUUAACUUACCUGGGUCACUGGCAGGUUUAUUAAGCUGUUUAUGCCACAAGUGUAUGUGUGUGUUUAAGUGUGUGAACUGGGAGCAUGCCGGUGAUAUUUUCAAGCUGAGGCCUGGGAUCAGAGUUUCCUAUGCAUGAAGAUGGAAACAAAUUUUGGCUGAGCUUUGGAUGCCAACCACUGGCAUAGAAAUGUCUGUUUCAUUUUAUGGCAUCCAAUCCUUUAGAAAUAGGCCAUGUGAAAUUGGUGACCAAAUAUUAGUCAAAUAUAAAUUUAAAUACAUGUCUUUUUUCUCUAGUUCUAAAUGCCUGUUGCUUCCUACAUUUUUCUCUAGUUCUAAAUGCCUGUUGCUUCAUACAUUUUUUCCUCUUAGUUCUAAAUGCCUGUUGCUUCAUACAUUUCAUAACCAGGACAAGCAUUGGUUAAUAGAACAAGCCAUUACACCCAUGCCUAAUGAUACCAUUACCAUGAUAGAUGAUUUCUUCAGAAACAGGUCAGUCAAUAUAGUCCCAUGAGAUUAGUUCUAUUGGGCUUUUUUUGAAUAGUUUUUAAAAUUUGUUAAUAUCAUGCAGAAAUGAUUAACCUUUUGAAUUACUUAAAAGAUACUACAAUUAGUUAUUAGACAUUAAAAUAAAACCUAAUCUGUCACAAAUUUGUGAUGCUGCUUUGAUUUCAUUAUCAAAAGAUUCGCAAUAACAAUUUUUGUGUGAAUGUUUGAUAACAUUCUAUUAUAGUUCAAUAGAAAUAGCCCUGAGAAAAGUUUGCAUUAACUUAAAGUAUCUGAAUCAUAUUUAUUUGUAGAUGCCCCGUGAUGCAUCAUUUGAGAAUCACUGGUAUUGAUUGUAUUCAUUACUUUUAAUUUUUUUUCUACCAAUGAGAUAAUGUGUUUAGACUUGCAGAAGGCUUAUAUAUUAGACCAAAUAAUUCUAUGCUAAAACCACAUCCAAAUGACAUGACAGAUUUAUUAAACCAAAUAAUUCUAUGCUAAAACCACAUCCAAAUGGCAUGACAGAUUUAUUAAACCAAAUAAUUUCAUUCUAAAACCACAUUUAACUGACAUGACAGAUGGAGAACUCUUCUGUCUGUGGAUGAUAUGGUAGAGGGAGUCAUCAACAAACUGAAGGCAAUGGGUCAGCUUGACAACACUUAUGUGUUCUUCACAUCAGACAACGGAUAUCAUUUAGGUCAGCCAAUACAUUAAAAACACAUCAGACAUGGUUAUCAUUUAGGUAAACCAAUGGUUGCACAACACAUCCUACAAAGCUUAUCCUUUAGGUAAGCCAAUAGUUUAAGAGCAUCAUAUCAGACAACGGAUAUCAUUUAGGUCAACCAAUACAUUAAAACACAUUAGACAUGGCUAUCAUUUAGGUAAGCCAAUAGUUUGAGAGCAUCAUAUCAGACAACAAGUAUCAUUUAGGUCAGCCAAUACAUUAAAAACACAUCAGACAUGUUAUCAUUUAGGUAAGCCAAUGGUUACACAACACGUCCUACAAAGCUUAUCCUUUAGGAAAGCCUAUAGUUUGACAACACGUCCUACAAUUGUUAUUAUUUUGGUAAGCCAAUAGUUUGAGAGCAUCAUAUCAGACAAUGGUUUUCAUUUAGGUAAUCCAACAGUUUAACAACACAUCAGACAAUGGUUAUCAAUAAGGUAAAUAGUUUGAAAACACAUCAAAUUACAUUUAUCAAAUUAGGUAAACCGAGAGUUUGAUAGCAUCAAAUCACUGUUAUCAUUUCAAUGAAGCAAUAGUUUGGCAACACCUAUGUGUUCUUCAAACCAGACAAUCGUUUGUGCCAAUACAGACUGUAAGCCAUUGAGAUUGAUUAGGGCCAAUGAAGAACUUGAUGAUGUGGAGAGAUUUAAAAAAAGUAAUUUCAUGAUAGCAAUCCUAAUGAAAGGACGAUUGAUGAUGACUUAGCUAAUCCUAAGCAGAGAAAAGUUUUAGUAUUAAAAUAUGAAAUAAUAUGCAAACCAUAUCUAUUCUAAGACAUUUUUUUUUCAAAUUUUACUUGUCACCUAAGGCGUUUUUUAAGUUUUUUUUUUUUUUUACACCAAUUUCAGUGUUGUUUAUCAUUGCUUUUGUAUUGCAGGCCAGUUUUCAUUACCAUUAUAAUAUUCAAACCAUAUCUAUUCUAAGAAAUUUUUUUUUCAAAUUUUACUUGUCACCUAAGGCGUUUUUUAAGUUUUUUUUUUUUUGUACACCAAUUUCAGUGUUGUUUAUCAUUGCUAUUGUAUUGCAGGCCAGUUUUCAUUACCAUAUGAUAAGAGACAGUUUUAUGACUUUGACAUCAGGGUGCCUCUGAUGGUGCGUGGUCCAGGAGUCAAAGCCAACACUACAUCUGAGGUAAGAUGUUUGGGUCUAGAUACACAUUGUUACCAGGUCAGAUUCUUGGUAUUAGCUUAGUACCUUGUGUCCACCUAACUCUGGAUACACAGGUCAGAUUCAGGGCGUUUGUACAGUACCUUGUCUGAAUACACAGGUCAGAUGAAGGAAAUUAAUAUUCACUUGUUAAAGUUGUAGAUGUUUCUGACUUCUUUUUUUUUAAUUACAAAAUUAUGAAAAAAAUUGACGUUUUGCAAGUUUUUCAUUAAAUUUGUUACAUUAACUGAUGUUGCUAUCUUAAUUGCGCCAUUUCCAAACAUAUGGAUUCAAGCUCAAUCCUCAGGAAAAACCAAGACAAGCAAUAAAACAUCCCCAGUUGGAUGGGACUCAUUAACCUUGGAUAACAACUCAUUUAAGAGAAGGAAAACUCUGAAUUCAAACACAGAGAAGGAGUCCCAUAGGCGGUAUGACAUUAACUCAAUGAAAAAUCCAGCAACUCCUGCAACAUUCCUGUGCUGAACUGCUAUCAUCCACACUUCAUUUUUCUUGAGUUCACCAGAUGUGCGGAGAGAGCGCAUUUGCUGACUAGGGAACCAGCUUUUUCCCCUGAAGAAAUAUGUCCGGCAAAGUCUACGCCAUCUUCACAUUGAAAUGGACAGGUGCCCACCAAAAAAAAAAAAAGACAUGAAUUAUAGUUUCUAUAAUUAUAAAAAAUUUCUCUAACUGGCAGCCCAAACAGCUAAUAUUUUGGUCAUUUAUUUUUAAAUUUUUUUGUUUAAUAUUUGUGAAAAGCAGGCCCAAUUUUUUUAUCACGCCCUAAUUAUACUAUAUUAAAAACAACUAAUGACUUCAACUGUUCUUUUUUUGCCUUCUGUGCAAAUUUUCAUUUUGUGAACUCUGAAAAAGGUCAAGACUAAAAGUCUGAAGAUCUCAGGUUAACACAUUAGAUCGACUUAGUGCAGAUUGUGAAAAAAAAAAGCCUUCUUUCCCCAUGACUUUUCCUCCAAUUUGAGGAUCUCUGGUUAACACGUUAUAUCCAAAUAGCAUAGAGUAAAAAAACGAGCUAUCCACAUGAAUUUUUACCACAGUAUGGGGGAAAAUAAGGUUAUGAAACAGUAAACUCAAUAACUUUUUCAAGAUGGACAAUAUUUAUUGCACUUUCUUUAAUUUAAAUAAAUGCAUCUGUAUUAUUACAGCUAGCAUAAUUAACAGAUGAAUUAUGUAUAAUAACAUCUAAAUUGCUAUCAAAUUCAUCAUUCGAGUCCAUUUUUGACAAAAUUACCCAAAUUGAUAUGCAUUAAAAAAAAUGAAAAAAAACUCAAAACUUUAGGACAAUCAGUCUUUACACAAUCAUACUUUCAUUUAAAAGUUGUUCUUUAUCCAAUUUGGAAGUGAUCUAAGUAUGCAUGCACAGCUAAGUGGGAAAUCAUUCAUAAAUUUUUCUUGUUGCUUUGUUAUAUAGUUGCCAGUCAGCGUUGUGUCGAUAUUAGGUGUUAAGAAGCGCUCUUAUACUGUUGCUGAACUAUACAGGAUGAUAAACAUAUAUAUAUAUAUAAAUAAUUUGCAAUAUAACAGCCUUAUGCACUUCCUUGUGUGAUGAAGUAAAGCUUAUUGAGCUACGUGUUAAUGGCUGUGAACUUGUCCUAUCAUUUCAUAACAGGAGCUUAUCAUGUCUGUGGAUUUGGCGCCAACCUUUACUGACAUCGGGAGUCUGUCGCCAGCUGUGGUCAAAAAUUUUGAUGGCAUGUCUUUCCUCAAACUGCUUAAACCACAGUCUGUUGUUGUGAGGCCUAGGCUAAGGAAAUCUCUGCCUAACAUGUGGAAGAAGCGAAAAAGCUCACAGUCUAUUAAAGGGGUUGAACAAUUUUCCAUUGAGCCAAAGAUGAUGAGAGAGUCUAUUGCAGAAAUGAAACAUUGCAGAUCUUGGCAUCCAGUUACUGGUAAAUGUAUGAGCCUUAAACAUGUCAAGUCUUUGGAUGUCAAGGAUGUCCAUGAAUUUAGUUUCCGAGAUACAAUCUUAGUUGAAUAUUUCGGUGAACAUGAUGGGGAAAUACCCGGCUGUCCCAAGUACACCAAUCAAGGCCUGUCUGUGAGUUUGGCCCAAGAUUGAUCCAACCUGGCGUAUAUAUUGUUGCCUUCUGCUUUGCUUGGCUUCUGUUUUUGACAGAUUUUUUUAGCAUGAAAAAGCUAAAUAAUAUUAAUAUUUUUUUUCCCUUUCAUAAAGCUAUAUUAAAGGUAAAAUAAAGUAUCACAAUUUGAUUACAGUUUUGAUAUUUAUCAAUUGCCUUUGUCUUUCAACUAAUCCAAACUUUAGAAGGAGUAAAUAGCUUUUAAAAAAAAAAAACCUUAUCAAUAGUGGCAUCAUAAGCUCUUUAGAAUCUGCCCAUGUAUAAUAACAUCCACUGAAUGCAAUGACUAAUCAACUUGUCCUGAAAUAGUCUAUUGACACUACUGUUAUAGUUAAACAUGACUUAUUGCAGACAACCACUUAACAUUAAAAAAGUUUGAAUUUUUCAAAAUUAAUUUGUUUAAAAAUUAUUUAAUUACCUACUCUUUAAAUUUACACCAUGCAUAUUUCACAGACUCAUUAAUUAAUUCAUUACAUAUUUCACAGACUUUUUAAUUUGCUCCAUACUUAUUUCACAGACUUUUUAAUUUACUCAAUAAUUAUUUCACAGACUUUUUAAUUUACUCAUUACUUAUUUUCGUGACUGGCUAUUUCAUUUCUUCAAUAGCUUAAAAAUUAUAAUGCAGAAAUUUAAAAAAUGGGUACUUUAAGAAACAGAUACUUGAGAAGCAAACAUUAAACAUUAUAAAUGUGUGCUGACUGGAAAUGCAAAUAAUUGAAGUAAAUAUAUCUUUCCUACUCAAAUAUCCCCAAAAUAUCCCUAUCAUUCUUUCUGUUAUUAGCAGGGACAAUCAGGGACAACAUAAUUGAAAAACUUUACUAUUUACUUAUCAUCUAACACUAUUAGUUCCCUCACAAUUUUUGGACACAUUAUUCCAAAAUUUACAAUAUAGUUCCUGCUCUGCACACUAUCCUUAUUCUAUUUGAAGUGCUCACAAAUAUUUAUGUACUCCUUACGACCUGUAAAAAUUCCUCAGCGUGACUUGUUUGCUUUUCAUCCUGUUCUUCCAACAACCUUCCCUAAUAAUCAUGACCACCCAAGUUUUCCUCGCUCUGCUUCAUCUACAGGAAAGUAUAAUGAAUGUGGAUUUAGCCCCCACAUUUCUAGACUUGGCUAACCUGUCAGCCCCACCCAUGUUUGAUGGAGCGACCUUCAAACCAAUUCUGGAGGGUCAACCGCAUCCUUUCCGUGCCACAGUGCUCGUGGAAUACCAUGGUGAACAGUCAGAGGAUGUGAACAAUUGCCCUAAGUACAAGGACCAGGGUCUCUCUGUAAGUCUUUGACUGAAUCAUUGAACCAUUGCCCUAAGUACAAUGACCAGGUUCUCUCUGUAAGUCUUUGACUGAAUCAUUGAACCAUUGCCCUAAGUACAAUGACAAAGGUCUGUCUGUAAGUCUUUGAACCAUUGAACCAUUGCCCUAAGUGCAAUGACCAGGAUCACUCUGUAUGCUUAUGUCAUGAAAAUUAUGUUAAGGACUAAGAAAAUAUUUUCAUUUUCUUUUAAAAAAUGCCUUUUUUUCAUGCAUUUUUUGUUUAAACAUUACAUUGUAUUUAUUAAUUUAAUGGAUGAAAUUUUUUUUAGACUUCAUCUUUAUCCAAAAAUUCAAAUUGUCAUUUUUACUGUUGAUGGAAUGAAUUUUAACACUGAAAUAGACAUUUGUUCAACCCACCCUUGACCCCAUAAGUUGCUGCUUGGAGAAAUACAAUCUGCUUUCAAAUAUGCUUGUUAUUAUAUCAUGCUUUAUGCUUCCUAACCUUUAAACUUUAAUUUUAAAAUAUAAUUUGCUUUGCUUGUCUAUUUUGCCUGGAUGGCUCAUGCAUAUUCUAUGUAAAGACAAAGUUUUGGUCUUUUUUAUAGUCUCUUACCACAUUUAAACUUAAAAAUAUAUGAAAAAGAAAGAAUGGAACUGAUUUACAAAUUAUGAAAAUUAAUUUUAAGGGACAUCAUGUGAAACGUAUAUUUGCAAAAAGAUCAACCUUAUUUGUGUUUGUUAAAUGAAACCAGUAGGAAAUUUUCAAUAAGUGUCUAUUAAUUCACUAUGAUGAUAUCAUCUUGGUAACAUUUAGAUUCUAAAAUAUUCCAGAUCCCCACAAUGUUGAGAAAUGUUCCAUUAAUUGAUUAGUUUAUGAUAUCCUCCCAUCAUGACAGAACUGUGACAGCCACUGUGUCUGUGAAGACUCUUGGAACAACACAUAUGGCUGCAUACGUUACGAGACACAGCAGGAGAGUUACAAAUAUUGCGCCCUGCAGGACACUGAUGUAGGUCAUAGCUUAAUGGGCAAGGGAUUUUUUACUCAUGUUUGUAGGUCUAUGUUUGUCACUUAUGUCACAACCAUCAGUGGCUUAAAAGUAUUGGCACAUGUGAUACCAUUCCAAACCAAUGCCGUCAAUUAUUUCAGUACUUUUUAUUCAAUCAUCAAAAGUAUUAGCAAUAAUAAAAUUUUCUGGGCUUCGACUUCCAAAAUAUAUGUAACAUAAAAAAUUUUGUAAAGAGCAAUAAAACAAAAGGAAUUGCACAACAUUUUAUUAAUUUUCUAAACAUUAAAAGUACAAUCUGGAGUGUAGAGAAAUGUAGUCAAUGAAGUGAAGAGAAAUAAAGCCAUUGGAGCAUAUAGAAAUAAGGCCAUUGGAUCAUAUAGAAAUAAGGCCAUUGGAGCAUAUAGAAAUAAGGCCAUUGGAGCAUAUAGAAAUAAAGCCAUGGGAGCAUAUAGAAAUAAAGCCAUGGGAGCAUAUAGAAAUAAAGCCAUUGGAUCAUAUAGAAAUAAGGCCAUUGUAGCAUAUAGAAAUAAAGCCAUUGGAGAAUAUAGAAAUAAGGCCAUUGUAGCUUAUAGAAAUAAAGCCAUUGGAGCAUGUUGAAAUAAGGCCAUUGGAGCAUAUAGAAAUAAAGCCAUUUAAAAACCCGUUUUAUAUUAUUCAUGUUUGCAGAAUUUUGUUGAAGUCUACGACAUGAGAGCCGACCCAUAUGAACUUACCAACAUUGCAAAGACAGCAUCGCCAGAUCUCUUGACAAAGCUGAGCCAGAAUCUUGCUGAUCUGUCCCUGUGUGCUGGUGUCACCUGUCACAAAAAGAGUGAAUAUUCCGUCAUAACAAAUUAAUUGUUCUUGUUAUUAACAAUUUUCUUACUUUUUUUUUGUUUGGUUACAAUUUUUCUUUACAUACCCAAAACUUUUAGAACUAAAAAUGAAAUGUACACUAUCUUUGAGAAAUAAUCAACAAGAUAUUGAGGGAGACUCUUCUGAUUUUAUAAAUCUUUUCAAUUUGUUUGGUGGAACUCCCUGGAUUUGAUGUCAUUUAUGAAAAUUUAAAUUUGAUCAAAUUUCCUUCAAAAGCUUAUCACUGCAUUAACUGAUCAAAGAAUUUGUAACUCAGAAAAUGCUUUAACUUAAAUGCUAAAGUUGAUCAGAUAUUUUUCUCAUCCCCUUUUUGCUAUUUUUAAUUGGAACAUGAGAAGUUCAUUUUAAUUUUUUUUCUAAGAGGGUUCAAUUUUUAUUUCUUUUACUUUCUUUAGAUUUCAAUUUGGAGUCUCCUUUAAAAAUUUUAUUUCUAGUAUUGGGACUUUAACUUCACAAUUAUAAAUGUGAUGUGUGCCUGGAAUUGGGUGGUAACUCAAAUGUGAAACUUUAAUUUAGUUCCAUUGAUAAUGCUGGGAUUUUAUUAUAUGCCUUUUCUUGGAUUUCUCUGUCUGUUUGUUAGUUUGUGUGUGUUCAAAUCUUGCAUCUCAAUAUCGACCCACAUCCUGAUCUCCAACUGAGCUGAAACUUUGUACACUUACCCAGCCCCGAUGACAAUAGAACCCUUCAUGAUCAGUAGGUCACCAGUGACCUCCACUGACCCUUGUGUGACCUCUGCAUUAAUAUCAGUGCACUAUUAUGCCAGGUCCCAAUUCAUUCAGAACUAUCAUGUUUGUUCAUGAUAUUACUACUCCCUACGGUAUAAUACACAAAAAGUAUUACCACUUUUUAAAAAAAAUUUAAUUUUGUACUCUUCUGAAAUCAUGUUCCAGUAUAUUAGCUUGUGUUUUACAUCUUCCAGGACUAAAAGGUACAAAACAACACAUGUAUUUUCAAAAAAAUGUUCUAAGAGCUGUACCAUAAAUGCCCCCCAAAACCUCACAGUUGUCACAGUCAUAUAUGACCCAAAAAAAAGUGCGGGGCGCCUAUGGACUCAAUGUUCUUAAAAAAUUGAAAAGACAUGCACGCAACAUUGUGUUUGUCAAGUCAUACGACAUUAUUGCAAGUUGUUGCUGCUAAAAAAAAAAAAUCAGUUUUUAUAUAUUUUGAUCGGUGGUAGUAGCGGUAAAUGUUUUUGUGGUGAAUUUUGUAUAAAUUAUGGGGUGGGUGGGGGGUGAUGAUGAUGCAGGAGAUGUUUUGAGAGGGAAAUUAGCCUUCAAAACUUUUAGAUCCAUGCCGUAAAACAGGGGUCACCAAACUACGCCCCGCGGGCCUGAUCUGGCCCAUGAGGGCAGUUCAUCUGGCCCAAUGACGGUAUUUGAAAUUUCUUGACAAAACGUAUGGAGCACAAGACCUUGUGAUACAAUUUAAAUUUCAAUAUUAUGUUUAGAAUACUUGGAGAUAUUCACACGUGCUGGCAGCUGUGCACCUUAAAUUUUCCAUUUUCAAUUUUAAAUUAUUGUAUCUAGAUUUUCUUGUUUAUUGCAGACUUGUUUACCCUCGAACUCCUAAAAUCGUACAAUAUCGUCUCAGAAUCGUACAAUAGGGUAUCUUAAUAGUAAAUAUAUAACAUACAGUAUAUUUAAUGAAUACAAUAAUUACUCGCAUCGCAGUGCCUAGUUGAAAUCGAGUUAGGCUGGUGUAAAAAAAGUUAACUGCUAAAAAUAUCGUACCGACCUUUCCAAUACAAUCUGCGGCCACUUUGUUUUGCAGAUGUGUAUUUGCUAUUGAUAUUCAUUUAUUUUUCAUGUGCAGAUCACAUUAUCUCAGUCUGUCAUUGGUAAAAAUAAAGUUACUGGUGACUUUUAACGUGGCCCAAACUCGAAGCCAGAUCAGCAUAAAACAUCUCCUUCUUUGAAAACUUUUUUAGUAAAUAAAUAUGUUUGCUGUCUUUGCUUUUUUUUGCAUUGCAGCCACUCACCCAUGAUUAACAGGGAAUACUAAACUUAGUUUUUCUUCUCUUAUCCCCAUAGCUUUGGUUCUAGCUUGCAUGUAUUGUACAGAAUGAUUAUCCGGCCUGCGCUCGUCAUUUUUUUACGCUAUCCCGCCCACCGUGAAAAAGUUUGGUGACCCCUGCCGUAGAGCACUUAUCAAGAUCAUGCCCACCCCCUGUUAAGUAUUUUAUGUUGCAUCCUUCUUCACGUGGUAGCCAUAAUUCUAUGAGUCCCAUCUCCACAUUUAGAUAUAAAUUCUCACAACUGUCAGUGUCACUGCACCCCAAUUCUUCUCCUCCAGGGCGUCAUGUAACUUCAUCAAAACCAUUUUUCAGACAUCGCAUAACUCAAAACCAUUUCUGUCAGUAAAAAUGACUGUGAUCAUAUUUUAAAAUUGUUAAAAUAAAAUAAUUAUAAUCACUGUAUAGAAGAAUAAUGUUAAAAAUGUCUGUAAGUGUUGGGUGAAAUUUUUUUUUCAAAUAACGUUCUGCUUUUUUUAUGUGACAUCCAAUUGCUUAAACCCUGCCCCAUCCUCACACAGUCAAAAAAAUUUGCCCCCCCCCCUCCUUUUCUGAUACAUGACAUCAUUUAUGGUUGGCCCCAAACUGCAUAAGAUUCAGUUUAACAAAAUAAGUCUUCGUUUUGGUUGAUAUUGCAGGUCAAUCCUGUUUUUUUAGUUUAUCGCACUUAAAGCAGAAACAAAAUGUUAUACUUUCAAUGGUACUAGAUUUGAAGUUAUUGAGACAUGUUGGAACGUUAUACUUCCAUAGAUACAAGAUUAUAAGUUAUUGAGAUAUGUUGGAAUGUUUGUUUGAUGGAGGCUAAGGAAUAACAUGUACUACAUGAAGAACAUUAGUGUGAUGUGGAUCAUUUGUCAAACUAUGCUUUAUCGAAGCAGGUUUGACAUUGUGUUUCUCCUGUCAUUUAUUUGUCUACUAACGACAUCUAGACUAUUGAUCAGGGUUGUAAUUUUUAAAAAUUAUUGGGCAUUAAUAUCAUCACUAUUAAUUUGUUUAUGAAUCACAAUUUAAGUCUCAAUCCAGAUAAAUAUUUCAUAAGAAUUUAGUUUUAAAAAUUUCAUAUUUUUCUAACAGGGAUGACUAGGCACAUACAAUUGUUUUUUUUUAAAAUAUUUUUUUGUAUUUUUACAUAAGUAUUUUUAAAUAUUUUAUUAAUGUUUUUUUUCUUCAAAAGUUCUGAACAAAUUGUUUAAUUUUUAAAAUGAUCUUUUUCUCAUCAAAUAACAAUUUAAAAUGUUUUAUUGCUGUGUCUGAACUGCAGGACUGAUUUGAUUACAAUGUACUAAAUGACUCUUAAAUUGUUUUGUAAAUCUGUCAAUUUUAUAUAAGUCCAUAUUUGACAUUAGUUCAGAAUUAUUUAUACUCGUAACUGUGUAUCUGCUUCCUCUAAGGAGUGCACUGAGUCUACCCCUGAUCUGUCCAGGGGUGUGCCCUUUAGCUGCGCACUGGGUUGUUUUAGUCAAAUAUGCUGCUCUGACCACACUGACUUCCCAGGGGAAAAGAAGUAACUGCCCAUGGUUCACACAUGACUGAAUGUUUCCAGGUACAAGAAGGGCUAAAAUACACAGAAAGUUAUCAUUCUACUUGAAGCUGUCUGAAUAUGUUUGAAGUAUGCAUAUAUUUAUUCCCAAAGUUGGAGUUUAUGUCUUUCACUGUGGCUUCAUUUUUUAUCACACGUCUCCUAAUGACAUCGAAGUAGCCUAAAGAUAUAACAAAAUACUUCUGUUGUCCUGCUUUUUUUGGUAUAUAAAUUUAAGCAAUUUUUACUCCACCUCUCUCACCCACUCCCCUCUAACUCCCACUCUACCCAUCGCAUUGUGUUGUAGCUAAAACUGUUAGAUAUUUAGUGUAUGGGGAUGAUGUGAUCACAUGAUGAAAGGAGGGUGUGAUCACAGGAUAUAGUGAUGAUGUUAUGAUAAUGUGAUCACAUUAUGAAGUGAUGUGAUCCCAUGAUGUGGUGACGAUGUGGUCAUAUGAUAUGGUGAUGAUGUGCGCACAUGAUAUGGUGAUGAGGUGAUCAUAUAAUAGGCUUAUGAUGUUAUGGUAUGAUAUCGUUACGAUGUAAUCACAUGACGUGGUAAUGUUUAAAAACUGUUGAAAAAUGUUGUUCUUGCCAAACUGACAUGAUGUUGUCAUUUCAACUCAUGUAAAUAAGUAUUAAACAAUUUCGUUUUUUUUCAACAUAAAAUUAUACAUGUUUAUGUAUUAUGCAAGAUGAUACAUAUUUACCUUAAUUCUAAAUGAAUGAUACAUUCCAUCUUUAGUCCAAUAGCACUACUUUUGUAAUGUUAAAUAUUUUAAUUAAGAGAUUAAAACAUAAAUUAAACUGUUAUAUACUUAAAAACACACAAAGUCAGCUGUUAACUUAAUACGCCCAUGACCUCUGCCUAGGACAUGCUAUAGAAGUAUUAGAAGCAUACUCUUUGCAUUAUAAGAGACUGCUUAUGGCAGAAAAUGUUAUUAACCUCCCAAAAGAUAUGGGAAAUCUUAAUGUUUUUAUUUAUUUAAAAUAUUUUUUGUGGUAACUUAUUUUAUCUUGAUUUGUUCAGAUAAAAAAAAAACAAUGGCAUUUGAUCACUUAAUAUUUUAAUUCUGCACGCCUUUCAGUUUGGCCUUUGCGGUUGUAGGCCGUUACACCUCAGUGACUGUGUAGAUACAAAUUGGCUGUUCAAAUUCCAAGGUGUUUCAAUGAUUUAAAUAUACUGCAAAAAAAAUGAUUUAUCAUGCAGGUGCUGUGGCUGUUUUGGCAUGCUCUCUUUCACUUUUGUUUGUUUCAAUAAUUCCAUUUGUGCAAACAAAAUUUAUAUCAAACAUUGGGCAAAUA